AUGUCUCAAUAUACCACACCACCGGAUGAGACUCCUGAAGAAAGAAAAAAGCGGCUAAAACGGAAGCGACAAACGGAGUGUUACCACCGUCGACGAGCCACCGGAACAGUCUCGCCGGCACCUACAGCGGCCUCAACGGGAAUGGUUGGUAGUCACAGUGUGACCUUGGGAGAUGUGGCACCAGCCGCUUGCAACUCAACACCAACACUUCUACCACCACCACCCCCACAGCUGAAUGUCCCAGUACCAUCGCCAUCAUCGCACCGUGAAGCCAGCAACAUAGAAGCUGCAUCCGUCCCAACAUCGUCACUUCCACCACCACCAGCACCGCAACCACUGGUACCAUCAUCAUCAUCAUUAUCAUCAUCGCACCUUGAAUCCCGUAUCCAAGACAUCUCACCUAUGCCUGCCUGGAUGGCUCGAUAUGCCACUCCUCCAGAUGAGACUCCUGAUGAAAGAAAAAAUCGGCUAAGACGAAAGCGACAAACGGAGUGUUACCACCGUCGACGAGCCACCGGAACAGUCUCGCCGGCACCUACAGCGGCCUCAACGGGAAUGGUUGGUAGUCACAGUGUGACCUUGGGAGAUGUGGCACCAGCCGCUUGCAACUCAACACCAACACUUCUACCACCACCACCCCCACAGCUGAAUGUCCCAGUACCAUCGCCAUCAUCGCACCGUGAAGCCAGCAACAUAGAAGCUGCAUCCGUCCCAACAUCGUCACUUCCACCACCACCAGCACCGCAACCACUGGUACCAUCAUCAUCAUCAUUAUCAUCAUCGCACCUUGAAUCCCGUAUCCAAGACAUCUCACCUAUGCCUGCCUGGAUGGCUCGAUAUGCCACUCCUCCAGAUGAGACUCCUGAUGAAAGAAAAAAUCGGCUAAGACGAAAGCGACAAACGCAGUGUUACCACCGUCGACGAGCCACCGGAACAGUCUCGCCGGCACCUACAGCGGCCUCGACGAGAUCGGUUGGCAGUCACAGUGUGGCCGUGGGAGUUGUGGAGCCUACCAAUGGCAUCCCAGUAUCAACACUUCUUCCACCACCACCACCACCACCGCCGAAUACCCCAAUACCAUCAUCUUCAUCGCACCAUGAAGCCCGCAAUAUAGAAGUAGCGUCCAACCCAGUAUUGUCACUUCCUCCACCACCAGCACCGCAAACACCAGUGCCAACAUCAUCAUCGUCAUCAGUGUACAAUGCCCAAGAGACCACAUCCACGCCAGCUUGGAUGGCUCGACAUGCCACUCCACCGGAUGAGACCCCCGAUGAUAAAAAAAAGCGGCUGAAGCGAAAGCGGAAUGCGGAAUCCUACCACCGUCGACGAGCCGCCGGAACUGUCCAGCCGGCACCUACAGUUGGCCCGACGCAAACGGUUAGCAGCCACGAUGUGCACGUUGGAGCUGAGGAGCCUGCAACUUCCAAUCCAACAUCACCAUUUCUACCACCUCCACCACCACCACCACCGCCACCAAAUCCCCCAGCACCAUCAUCAUCAUCGCACCACGAAGUCCGUAAUGAUGAAUCCUCAUCCACACCAGUCCAUGUUCCCGAAUUCCAUCUCCCGAUUCGGCAACGCUGGGAAGCUAUAUUGCGGGAUAGACUUCAACAGCGGAACCGCAGUGGUAGAUUGAAGGUGGCACUUGGCGACCUGGAUAGCUACAACCGUCCGGAGCGACAUAGGCUGAGUGUUCUCGAACCAUGCCUUUUUUGUACGGCGCUGAAGUGGCCAGGGGAGACGGGAAGAACAUGCUGCAACGGUGGCCAAGUUCUGCUGCCAUCAUUUCGCGAACCACCUAGAGAGCUGUUGGAGCUAUUCGACGACGACGCAUUCAUGCGCAACAUCCGGGGGUAUAACAACGCUUUCGCGUUUACCUCAAUGGGGGCAUCGAUGCGUCCAGCGGAUCGUGUGCGACAGGACCAAGAAGUCGCUGGCCAGUUCGGGGUAUAUAACUACCGAAUUCAGGGCGCACUUUGUCAUCGCAUCGGUACACUUGGCCAUCGUGCGGAGCAAGCGCCGAGGUACGCGCAGCUCUAUUUUUACGACUCGAACAGCGUGGAACAUAGCGAUCGAAUGGUGGACGCGCGUCUGGCAUACACUCCGAACCUGGAUCGAGCAAUAGUCCAACGCAUCCAAAACAUCCUGCAAGCAUGCAACCCGCUUGCCGCCCAGUUUCGCCAUGCAUUCGAGCGGAUAUGCGGAUCGGAGAAUUUGAUGCUGCGCAUACCCGCACGAUUGCCUGGGCUUGACCAGCGCCGCUACAACCAGCCUACCGUAGACGAGGUCGCUGGCAUUUUUCUCUGCUCCGAGCAAGGUAAUCCACGUGAUGUUAUGCUGCAAGAUCGUGACACCGGAUAUCUCAACCGGGUAUACGAGACGCACCAGCUGUUCGACGCCAUGCAGUAUCCGCUCUUGCAUCCACACGGCGAAGUUGGAUGGACGUUUGGCAUACCGAAACAGCCAAGACGCGACGUACGCGCUGCACGACGGACCCAGCGUGACGGCCACAACGCGGAUGACGGUGACCAGAACGGUGAAAAUCGCGAAGAUAUCCGGGCAUCAUCGAGGCAAGUUUCUCCACGCGAAUAUGCCGCGUAUCGGCUGUGUUUUCGGCGAGAGGAUAUGUCCCUCAUUCACCGUGGCGGCCGGCUUAUGCAGCAAUACUGCGUGGACCAAUGUUGUAAGAUCGAGGAGCAGCGCUUGAAGUUCCAGCGAGAAAAUCAGGCGCAGCUACGUGCCGACGCCUACGGUGGGCUUAUGGAUUUGGCCGGCCCAGUCACCGUACAGCCAGGACAGGAACCACGCACACUGGAUCAGAUGGGUACGCGUAUUAUCCUAUCUCCCACGUUCCCCGGUGGCGACCGAUACAUGCGCGCUCAGUAUCAGGACGCAAUGGCUAUCGUACGGGCGAUCGGAAAACCCGACCUCUUCAUCACGGUCACGUGUAACCCGAACUGGCCGGAGAUUACUGAGACGUUGCUGCCCCGCCAGAAGGCCGCCGAUCGACCCGAUCUAACGGCGCGUGUGUUUCGGCUAAAGUUAAAAUCCCUGCUGGAGGACCUGUCGGCCGUAGUGCUUGGCCUCGAAAUAGCGCGAAUCCACGUGAUCGAGUACCAGAAGCGAGGUCUUCCGCACGCACACUGCCUGGUGAUUCUUGCUGAAGCCGACAAGCCACGGUCAGCGGCGGACUACGACAGACUGGUGUCGGCCCAAAUUCCGGAUCCUGCCAACGAAGAGCUCCACGAAACCAUCUGCAAGUCGAUGAUGCACGGACCAUGCGGUAGCUGGAAUCCGGCUGCUCCUUGCAUGAAAGAUGGUGUGUGCUCGAAACGGUUUCCCAAGCCGUUUUGCGAUGAAACGCGGCAAACGGAGGACGGGUAUCCGAUGUACCGUCGGCGAAACGAUGGCCGGACCGUUGUCGUCAAGAACGUAGCGCUGGACAACCGCCACGUAGUGCCGUACAACCCGUGGCUGUCGUAUAAGUAUAACUGCCACAUAAAUGUAGAGGUGUGUGCAACCAUCAGCAGCGUGAAGUACCUUUAUAAGUACGUGUAUAAAGGACACGACCGGGUCGCCGUUUCUACUACCGAGCCAGUGGACGAGAUACAGCAGUAUGUCGACGCGCGGUACAUCUCCGCGUCGCAGGCUGUCUCGACGAUCUUCGGGUUCGAGGUUCAGGCCAAAACGGUGACCGUCGUUCAGCUUCCAAUACACCUCGAGAACAGGCAAAGCGUGGUAUUUCGCGACACCGAAACCGUGGAUGAGGUGCUCGAGCGCGGCCACCAUACUAUGCUGACACGGUUUUUCCAGCUGGCGGCCAACGAUUCUUACGCGCGCAGGCUGACGUAUCAGGACAUCCCGGCCUACUAUCGGUACGCAAAACCGUCAGCUACGCAGCGGCUGUCGUGGCACGAUGGCACGGGCAAACAGUGGGUCCGCCGUAUCCAACAGAACGGUAUCGUUGUUGGUCGAAUGGUCUACUGCCCUAUCUCGGAUAUGGAACGUUACUGUCUGCGAUUGCUGCUCUGCUACCGUAACGGUCCGACUUCCUUCGAAGAUUUGCGCACUGUAAGCAGUUCCGUGUGUGGCUCCUUCCAGGAGGCAGCCGCCAGGUCCGGGCUGCUGCAUGACGAAUCGGAGUGGGAUCGGUCGCUCCAGGAAGCGGUAUCAUUCCAGAUGCCAUCCCAGCUGCGUCACCUGUUUGCCCUCAUAUUGUCGGAGGGUAAGCCGCUAAACCCUCACAGCCUGUGGGAAGCAUACGCCGAUCAUCUGUGCGAGGACUACCAUCGGCAACAUCGAGAGCGCUACACGGUGGACGAUUCCGAGCAAAAUCGCCUUUUGCGUGCGGAGGAACACUUCUGGGCUUUGCGGUCGAUUGACCAGUAUCUACGUGGGACAACGCCGCCGAAGACACUGGAAACGUUUCCCAGUAUGCCACAGCUAUCUCAGUUUUCCCACCUUCCGGCCGAGUUGCUGCAGUUCGACCGAGCGACCAACGCGAACGUUUUAAUCGAUGCAGAAUGCUCUUACAGCAUCACGGGGUUGGAUAGAACGCUUCGUAACGUGGACCGGUUGAAUGCAGAACAGCGUGCGGUGUACAACACCAUCACUGAAGCGGUUGAUCGGAGCAGUCAAACGGAGCAGACCGGAGGACGUGCGGCAGACGAGGAAAGUGGAAGCCUAUACUUCCUGGAUGGACCCGGUGGCACUGGGAAGUCGUUUCUGCUCGAGACCAUCCUGGCUUACACCCGACGUCAGACGAAGAUUGCUCUCGCAUCAGCCACCAGUGGAAUCGCCGCAUUGCUUCUCACUGGUGGGAAAACAGUACACUCGACCUUCAAGCUUCCUCUAAUUUUGGACGAAAAUUCCCAUUGUAACACACCCGCCCAGUCGCAGCUGGCGGACUCAAUGCGGCAGGCAACUCUGAUCGUGUGGGACGAAGCGUCCAUGAGCAGCCGAUAUGCGCUCGAGGCCGUGGACCGCACGCUCCAGGACAUCGUUGGAGUACGUCGUCCAUUCGGAGGGAAAGUUAUGUUGCUGUGUGGGGAUUUUCGCCAAAUCCUACCGAUCGUGCCAAGAGGAACGGAUGCGCAAGUGGUGCAGCACUGCAUCAAACGGAGUCCGCUAUGGCACCUCUUCCGUGUGUUGCGGUUGCGGGUGAACAUGCGCGUCCAAACGGCUCCGAACGCACGGGAUGCAGAUGAUAUUCAGGAGUUUGCCGAUUUUCUGCUUCGCAUCGGAGAGGGUCGGCAUCAAACGCUUCCGGGAUUGGACGCCACCUUCGCCAAGCUGCCACGUGACAUGAUGCUGCCCCGGACAGGCAAUCAGCAGAGCGACGUUCUAUCGCUGAUCGAUCACGUCUACCCAGAUCUUGGUCGGCAAUAUCAGCACUCCGGAUUUUUUACCGACCGAGCUAUCCUGUCACCACGGAACGUCGACGUGACCGCAAUCAACAAUAGCGUGUUGGAAGGGCUAACGGAACCGGAAGAAGUGUAUCUGUCUGUCGAUACAUUAGUCAAUAGCGAGGAACAAGAUACGCUAAUGCUGCCGACCGAGUUUCUAAACUCGCUGAAUAUGAGCGGCAUUCCGGUGCAUAGGUUACGGUUGAAGCGGUAUACGCCGGUACUACUUCUCCGUAAUCUCAACACCGAGCGUGGAUUGUGCAACGGCACGCGGCUGCAGAUCGUGUCACUUAGACCGCAUUGCCUACAUGCACGGAUUCUGACGGGCAAGCGGCAGGGUGAAGACGUAUUGUUGCCCCGUAUCUUCUGCGACAGCAAUGAUGCGACCUUGCCGUUUCAGAUCCGCCGUAAGCAAUUUCCGGUGCAAGUGUGCUUCGCGAUGACCAUCAACAAGGCACAAGGUCAGUCGCUUCACCACCUCGGACUUUACCUGCCCACCGAAGUAUUUUCCCAUGGCCAGCUCUAUGUGGCUCUCUCACGAGUGACUUCGCGGCCAAACGUGACGGUCUUGAUCGUGAACCCACAUAGAGAGGAGGACGACGGUGUUGCAGUAAAGAAUGUUGUGCAUCGAGAGGUGGUCAGCGAUUGA
Molecule: messenger RNA, 6054 nt
Organism: Anopheles coustani
Lineage: Eukaryota; Metazoa; Arthropoda; Insecta; Diptera; Culicidae
Exons: 1
Coding region: 1-6054 (2017 amino acids)
Biological process (GO): DNA repair; telomere maintenance
Molecular function (GO): DNA helicase activity
Source: RefSeq, a predicted model, not a curated record